Messenger RNA from Pochonia chlamydosporia 170, 516 nucleotides. RefSeq lists its product as hypothetical. Lineage: Eukaryota; Fungi; Ascomycota; Sordariomycetes; Hypocreales; Clavicipitaceae. The record is from RefSeq and is a predicted model, not a curated record. The transcript has a single exon. Bases 1 to 516 code for a protein of 171 amino acids.
AUGGAAGAUUCAGAUCAGCCAACCUUCAUUGCUCUGGGGUUGGUGCUCGUGUUGGUUCUGCUCAGUUACAGAUAUGCUUCCAACCUCUUCUCGGUCUGUUGGGGCAGUGAUCGGCCUUGUUUGUCCAAGCUUCCGUCCCUUCCUGCGCGACUCCCAAUGUCACAAUCGUUCCGCCUCGAGACGUCUACCCAAUUUCGCUCUUCCACCAUGUCGAUUGCUCAAGUCCAUUUAUGGAGUUCAUUUAUGCUCUCAGUGCCAUACGUGAUGAUUCGCAACGAACCCCCUCUCACUGGCGACUUGCGUUGCUAUGAUCUUCGUGUUCACUGUUCAAUCUUUGCUCGCGGAUGGAUUCCUUCCAACGCAAUAAAAUACGUGCAAAUAGCGUUUGUAAUGCUGCAUACGGUGACCACGGCGACAUGUGAAAGAUCAGGAUUGUCAAUGUGGGAAGUAAAGUUGAGAUCUGUUGCGUCCGUAAUGGCAAACUUGUCCUCGCCUGAGAGCCAUUGGUAUUUGUAG